AUGCUUCAUUCUGACCAUGCAUGCCGAAAUAUCAUUAUGCUUGUAGGAGAAGAAAUGAAAAAGAAUCUUGCUCACUUCCUUGUAGAAUCAGGUACAAACUGUAGUAUCAUGAUCAACAAAAGUACAACGGUUUCCAAUAAAACUUGUUUAAUAAUAUAUUUACAUUUGUCCUUUGAGGGAGUUGCUUGCAAUUAUUUUUUUGACAUUGUUGAACUAGAAAGUGGGACAGGAGAAUGCAUUUUCAGCACACUGUUAGCAGCUCUUGAAAAGUAUGGCAUUACAAAUGAUGUACUAAAAAAUGACCUUGUAGGUAUUGCAACAGAUGGUACGUUAACAAUGCUUGCACCUUACAAAGGUGUAGCCGCUCUACUGCGUAGUCAUUUACAUAAGGAUUUAACUGUCGUUCAUUGUAUGAACCACAAAGUGGAAUUAGCUGUCCACGAUGUUAUGAAUGAUGUAGCAGAUGUAUACUACAUACAGGUUUUUUUAGAUUCCUUAUAUUCUGUGUUUUCUCGAAGUCCCAAAAAUCAGAGACUACUACAAAGUGUUUCACAAGAAUUAUCCUCGCAGCUAUUAAAACUAGGCCGUAUUUUUCGUGUAGAUUUGGUUGCUUCCUCAUUUAAUGCUGUUCGAACUCUUCUUGAAAGUCAUAGUUCUCUUGUCCAUCUUUUUGAAAAACUGAUAAAUGAUGGUUUCAGAUCAACUCAGGAGAGAUCUAAAUUUGAAGGUUUACUGAAACAUCUCACAAAGUUGUUGCUUGUAAUGGUAUUAGUUAUGCUUUAUGAGGCACUAGACAUUCUGCAAGUAUUACCAUUCUUUAUGCAGAACAGAAAUUCUUCAGUCCUUAAAGCAAAACAGGAAAUUGACAUGGCUAUAAGAACUCUUGAAACACUGAAAACAAAUGACUCGCCACGCUUUAGGAUGAUAGUACAAGAGUUGGAGGAAAAGCGCACAUUCAAAGGGGUAUUAAUUAAAGAACCAUCUUGUGCUGAAUAUAACAGAUUUCAGACAUUUCAGAAGAAACUUUUUCAGUCUUUGGAUGUAGCCCUAUUAAUUUCAGAUACAUGGCCUUCAGAUGAUUAUGAACAUGUGUUUUAUGGUGACAUGUCAAUUUCUCGCUUGUGUAACGAGGUGAAUUUUAAAUUACGUAAAAGCACACGUGCGUCACUAGUUAAAGAUUUUCGAAUCUAUAAAGAAAAUCCUCAACACAUGCCAAAUUCUGUGAAGGAACUUGUGAAAACAGUCAAAGUUAUACCUAUAUCUAUGGCUAAAAUGUGA
This is a messenger RNA of Schistocerca piceifrons (Central American locust), 1278 nucleotides long. RefSeq names its product E3 SUMO-protein ligase KIAA1586-like. The record is from RefSeq and is a predicted model, not a curated record. NCBI's taxonomy places the organism in Eukaryota, Metazoa, Arthropoda, Insecta, Orthoptera, Acrididae. The transcript has 2 exons. The coding region runs from base 1 to 1278 and encodes 425 amino acids.